AUGGCCUCCGCACAGUCAGCCGCAAAGAAGGACGAGAAGCCCGCCUCGAACGAGCCCAAGCCCGAGCAGACACAGCAGAAGUCCGCUGCUGCGCUAGAAGAGGACGACGAGUUUGAGGAUUUCCCUGUUGAUGACUGGAACUCCGAAGAGACCGAGGCAGCUGGCGGCAGCGAGGCGACAAAGCACCUGUGGGAGGAGUCUUGGGACGACGAUGACACAAGCGACGAUUUCUCAACGCAGCUGAAGGAGGAGCUGAAGAAGGUCGAAGAGUCCAAGAGACGGCGAUGA
Messenger RNA from Phaeoacremonium minimum UCRPA7, 288 nucleotides. RefSeq lists its product as hypothetical. The transcript has 3 exons. The record is from RefSeq and is a predicted model, not a curated record. Bases 1 to 288 code for a protein of 95 amino acids. Gene Ontology annotation, biological process: mRNA export from nucleus; proteasome assembly; double-strand break repair via homologous recombination. Lineage: Eukaryota; Fungi; Ascomycota; Sordariomycetes; Togniniales; Togniniaceae. Gene Ontology annotation, cellular component: proteasome complex; proteasome regulatory particle, lid subcomplex.